This is a messenger RNA of Populus trichocarpa (black cottonwood), 3520 nucleotides long. RefSeq names its product protein FLOWERING LOCUS D. Lineage: Eukaryota; Viridiplantae; Streptophyta; Magnoliopsida; Malpighiales; Salicaceae. The coding region runs from base 136 to 2811 and encodes 891 amino acids. The record is from RefSeq and is a predicted model, not a curated record. The transcript is spliced from 6 exons. Gene Ontology annotation, molecular function: oxidoreductase activity; protein binding.
UCAAGAAAUCAACUAUUACACCUCCAAACCAUCAACAGCUUAACCACCACCACCACCACCACCACCACCACCACCUCCAGUACCACACUAACCUCCCUCUCCUCCUCUACAGCCACCACCAACUAAAUAACAAUCAUGAAUCCACCAUCACCAACCCCCGACGAAUUCUCGUCUCUUCCUCUCGAAUUCGUCCCCUACCCUCCUCUACCUCCACAAACCACCCCUACUCCCAUACAAACCCCACCCGCACCCGCAUUCGCGCUUCCAAAUCCGAACGCUGCAUUCCCCUCAUUUCCCAUUCCCAAGAAACGCCGCCGUGGCCGUCCCCAAAAAACCCAAACCUCCUUUCACUUCCCCCAAUUUUUUCCACCCAAAGCCGCACAAAACCAACAACAAAAAAAACUAGUCCCUGAUAUUUCAGAAGAAAUCAUAGUAAUCAACAAAGAAUCAACAAACGAAGCCUUAAUUGGUCUCUCUGCUGGAUUCCCUGCUGAUUCCUUAACUGACGAAGAAAUAGAUGCCCGUGUGGUCACGAAUAUCGGCGGAAUCGAACAGGUUAAUUACAUUUUAAUUAGGAAUCAUAUAAUUGCGAAAUGGCGCGAGAAUGUUAAUGUUUGGGUGACUCAAGAAAUGUUUCUUAAUUCCGUGCCGAUACAUUGUCAUGGGUUGUUAGAUUCUGCUUACGAUUAUCUAGUUUCGCACGGGUAUAUUAAUUUUGGGGUUUCGCAGUCGAUAAAAGAAAGAUUCCCCAAUGAGUAUACGAAGUCGAAUGUGAUUGUUGUUGGGGCAGGAUUGGCGGGGUUGAGUGCGGCGAGGCAGUUAAUGAGGUUGGGAUUUAAGGUUACAGUUUUAGAAGGGAGGAAGCGUGCGGGCGGGAGAGUUUAUACUAUGAGAAUGGAAGGGGGAGCGGGGAAUAGGGUGAGUGCAUCGGUGGAUUUAGGAGGGAGUGUUUUGACGGGGACAUUGGGGAAUCCGUUGGGGAUUUUAGCAAGGCAGUUGGGGUUUUGGAUGCAUAAGGUGAGGGAUAAGUGUCCACUUUAUAGUGUGGGUGGGAGACCAGUUGAUUUGGAUAUGGAUAUGAAGGUUGAGACAGCAUUUAAUAGGUUGUUGGAUAAAGCAAGUAGACUUAGGCAGUUGAUGGGGGAUGUCUCAGUGGAUGUGUCAUUGGGGGCUGCGUUGGAAACGUUUAGGCAGGUUUAUGAGGAUGCUGUGAAUAAGGAGGAGAUCAAUUUGUUUAAUUGGCAUUGUGCUAAUUUGGAGUAUGCCAAUGCAGGUUUGUUGUCGAAGUUAUCAUUGGCAUUUUGGGACCAGGAUGACCCGUAUGACAUGGGAGGGGAUCAUUGUUUUUUGCCUGGAGGGAAUGGGAGGUUGGUUCAGGCUUUAGCUGAGAAUGUACCAAUUUUGUAUGAGAAGACUGUGCAUACUAUUAGGUAUGGGAGUGAUGGGGUGCAGGUUAUUGCGGGCAGCCAAGUCUUCGAGGGGGAUAUGGUGUUGUGUACGGUUCCUCUUGGAGUGUUGAAGAGUGGGUCGAUCAAGUUUAUUCCUGAGUUGCCACAGAGGAAGCUUGAUGGGAUAAAAAGGUUGGGAUAUGGACUGCUGAAUAAGGUUGCGAUGCUUUUUCCUUGCGUGUUUUGGGAAACUGACCUGGACACGUUUGGACAUUUGACUGACGAUACGAGUUCUCAAGGGGAGUUCUUCUUGUUUUAUAGCUAUGCAACUGUUGCUGGUGGUCCAAUCUUGAUUGCUUUGGUAGCAGGGGAAGCUGCUCAUAAAUUUGAGAGUAUGCCACCUACGGAUGCAGUGACCAAGGUUAUUCAAAUCCUCAAGGGUAUUUAUGAACCUCAAGGAAUCACUGUCCCAGAGCCUAUCCAAACUGUCUGCACAAGAUGGGGCAGUGAUCCAUUUACCCUUGGUUCUUACUCUAAUGUUGCGGUAGGGGCAUCAGGAGAUGACUAUGAUAUAUUAGCAGAAAGUGUGGGAGAUGGAAGACUUUUCUUUGCAGGGGAGGCCACAAAUAGGCGAUAUCCUGCAACUAUGCAUGGAGCUUUUCUCAGUGGGUUAAGAGAAGCUGCAAACAUGAUUCACUAUGCUGGCACUCGAGCCUCAAGGAUGAAGGUUAAUCGGACCCCAUCAAAGAAUGCCCACACUUGUGCUUCCCUUCUUGCAGAUUUAUUUAGGGAGCCAGAUAUAGAGUUUGGGAGUUUUUCUGUUAUUUUUGGCAGAAAGAAUCCUGACCCGAAGUCAACAGCAAUUUUAAGGGUGACAUUUAGUGAACCUCGAAAGAAGAGCCAGGAAGGUUCUAGGCCAGAUCAACGGCAUUCCAAUAAGUUACUUUUUCAGCAGCUUCAGUCACAUUUCAAUCAGCAACAACCACUUCAUGUGUACACUUUAUUGUCCAAACAACAGGCGCUUGAGUUGAGAGAGGUGAGAGGGGGUGAUGAAACGAGGAUGAAUUAUCUCUGUGAGAAGCUAGGAGUGAAAUUGAUUGGGAGAAAGGGUUUGGGGCCUACAGCUGAUUCACUCAUUGCAUCUAUUAAAGCUGAGAGAGGUGGGCACAAAACCCCUGCUACUUCUUUGGGUCUAAAAUCAGGGAUGUCCAAACUACAAAAGGUCACUUUGAAGCGAAAACUGGUCAGGAGAGCUAAAAUAGUGCGCAGCAGCAAUAAGUAUGUGCCUCCUCCGAAUUUGAACAUGGUAAAUGUUAAGGUGUUAGAAGAAAUUCGGACAACAAAUCAGGCACCUCCUGAAAGGAAUAGUACAGGACAAAUUCAAGUGGACAUGUUGAAGAAUGAACAGACAGCACCCUCCUGAUGAAUGGUGAGAAUGAAUUUUUUCCUCCUUCUGAACUAGUAAGAAGGGCCGGUUGGAGAACUCUGUCCGUGCUAUUACUGACUGUUGAAGAUACAUGUUCCAUGCACAAAAGCUCCAGGAAUGAUGCAUGGUGUCUACAAUGAGAAUUGAAAAUUGCUGUAUCUAAUGAAACUGCAUGUCAUAAUUGACUCCUUAUUCUUCAUCACCUCAGUCCUUCCUCGGGCAGCAUAAUGGAGAGGUAAUGCCCCUGAACCAUCAACCACAAAGCUUGUCCCCAAGUUGACUGUGGUGUGGAGAAAGGGUCCUCACAGAGGAGGAUUUAUGAAACAGCACAACUGUAUCGUGCCAUGAUGGAAAGAAGAUGUGAUGAUGUUAGCGCUGGUCAGGGUGGAAUCUGGUUUCGAUCUCCUAUAUUAUGGAAGUACAAGGUAUGAAUGAUCAUAGAUGUCAAACCUUAACAAAGGUCAAAACCCAAAAUGAGACUGCAUCUUGCUGAUCGUGGAAGAUCGGCACGUAAUGAUUUGUAAAAAUAAAGAAAACAAUGAUUUAACUCUGCUGUUUGUGACAGAGGCUGGACAACUUGGUGGCAAACAAAAAUAAAGGAAAAAAGAAAGAAAAAAAGUACUGAUUGCAAUUGUGCUUGUAAAUGCUCAAGACAAUGAACGACUUGUUCCUAGAGGUUUUAGUGAUUCUUGUUUCAUCUUGGUUC